AGCAGAGAGGGGACCAGACGCCUCUCUGUCCUGCUUAUUGUGUUACUAGCUCCUGAGAAAGCUACACAUUGAAGAGAAGACUCACAAUGGCAUCUAUGGGAAAGGAGAUUCUAGGAUUGGCCCUGGCCAUCAUCGGAUUUCUUGGGGUCAUCAUCAUCUGCGCCCUGCCUAUGUGGAAGGUGACUGCCUUCAUUGGAGCCAACAUCGUGACGGCACAAACCAUCUGGGAAGGUCUGUGGAUGAAUUGCGUGAUGCAGAGCACGGGGCAGAUGCAGUGCAAGGUCUACGACUCUAUGCUCGCCCUGCCCCAGGACCUGCAGGCGGCCCGCGCCCUGGUCGUCAUCUCUGCCCUCGUAGCCCUUAUUGCCAUGCUGUUGGCUGUGGUCGGGGGUCAAUGCACCAACUGCAUUGAAGAUGAAGCUUCAAAGGCAAAGGUGACCAUCGGCAGUGGCAUUGCCUUCAUCAUCGCUGGUGUCCUCUGCCUCAUCCCAGUCUGCUGGUCAGCUAAUACAAUCAUCCGGGAUUUCUACAACCCUCUGCUGACGGAAGCCCAGCGCAGAGAGCUGGGAGCCUCAUUGUACAUUGGCUGGGGAGCUGCUGGUUUGCUGAUCCUAGGUGGUGGCCUGCUGUGUACCUCCUGCCCCCCGAAGGAGGACAAGCAAUAUACUGCUAAGUACUCCCAGCCAAGAUCUACGGCUACAAGCAAGGCAUAUGUGUAAGACUGGCAAGAAAGGUACAGGAGAUGAAGACAAUCUGCUCUUUGUUCUCUUCUGCAGCCAUCUAUUUGAUGGUCAAUGUUUAGGACUGUGAGUGAACAUCGUGUUUGUGAAAAGACAGCACAGAAGUGAAGCAGCUCAUCACACCAACUUCGGCACUUCAUCCGUCUUUUAAAUCUGCUUUUGAAAUAUCGUUAAGGAAUGGCAGGAGGCCUGGAACUUGCCUUUAUGCCUGACAACACACCUAAUACCACAGCAGUUAAUGUCCCAUAGCUCUACCCAAUGUUAAAAGUGAAUUACACAUCAAAUGUAUUCAUGUAACUUUGUAUCUCAAACAUUAAAUGUUAAAAUAUUCGUACUACAAACGAAAUUAAUUAAAAUCUAAAUGCUAGCCAAUGUUAUGACGUUUUUAUUUUUAGGAACACCAGGCAUAUAAUAUCAAACAUUUCUCUUCACUUGCUUGUAUUUUUUGUUAUUAUUUUAGAUUUUUUUUCUUUAACCAGGAAUGUGUUUUAUUUUUUAUAUAUAUAUUUUUGAUAUUGUACUUAAAUUAGUUUGAACUUCUCUAUGGAUUUUUUUAUAUGCAUUUGCUAAAUAACUUCCACAAAUUCAAAUAUACGUGAUUUUUUACAUUGAAAAUGUACAACUAUUUGUCUAUGAGCUCUAUUUAAAUAACGUAAUUAAAUUUUAUGUAUAAUCAAAGGUGAAGGACUGAGUAAAAGACGUUCAAAAUAAAUUAUAUUCCCUAUAGACAAUUAUUUAGUGAUUUGAUGUUGACACCAGGGUAUAUGAACUGUUUUGGGGUAUUUAGUUUUAUUUCCUGGUUAUUGGGUACUGUUCAAAUUAUUAAUGCAAGUAAUUUAAAUAUUGUGUGCUAUCUAAGUCUGAGAUGUCAGUUUUAUUUCACUUGAUUGGCAGUGAUAAUGGCACACUCUGGACAGGAUAAAUUCCAUGUACAAGUGUUGAGUAUAUUGCCUACUAUUAAAAACAUUUUUGCGAUACAA
Brienomyrus brachyistius is the source of this 1720-nucleotide messenger RNA. Its product is annotated as claudin-4-like. Gene Ontology annotation, molecular function: structural molecule activity. The transcript has a single exon. Gene Ontology annotation, cellular component: plasma membrane; bicellular tight junction. The coding region runs from base 87 to 719 and encodes 210 amino acids. The record is from RefSeq and is a predicted model, not a curated record. NCBI's taxonomy places the organism in Eukaryota, Metazoa, Chordata, Actinopteri, Osteoglossiformes, Mormyridae. Gene Ontology annotation, biological process: bicellular tight junction assembly; cell adhesion.